AUGGGUACUGUUUGCGUAAAAAAACAACGACCAUCCAGAUCCCUAAACUUAAAAACUUAAACUUCUUAAAACAAAGAAAACUAUCCUCAAGAAUUGGAGCAACCAUUCAAACAAACAAAUGUUAUUAAGGUCAGAGAAAACUAAUCUAAACAACUAUUCUUAAGUGAAUUUACAACUCCUAGGACAGAUGUGAAUGAAAAGUCUAUUCAAAGUAAAAGUGAACUUACAAAAGUUGAACCUCUGAAAUUUCAUACCUUACGAAAAGAAACUGAUUAAAACUGUUACUAAAAUGAUGAUGCUCCAGAUUUAGAUAUAACUGUUUAGGUACCAGAACCACUAAUCUCAAACAAUAGAGUUCUAAAGAUUUUAAAAUCUCUAUCACCUUUCCCCUAUGAUUCUGACUAUGAUAAAAAUUUUACCGAUUGUAUAUCCUUACCUCCUCAAGUAAAAUUCAUAGCAAGAUUUUAGAAAUUUUUAAAUACUGGCAUUAUAUAUGUUGGAUAAUGGAAGAACAAAUAAAAAUAAGGUCGAGGACGUUAAUUUUGGCCAGAUGGUACUUACUACGAAGGAUACUGGUUAAAUCAUGGAGCAAAUGGGUUGGGCAGACUGAUUCACCCAGAUGGAUCCUAUUAUGAAGGCUAUUGGAUGGAUGAUUUACAGUACGGAUUUGGGAAGUUUGUUGAUAAGGAGGGUAAUUAUUACGAAGGGGAAUGGAAGGACGAUGAGAAGGACGGUUAUGCUAUUGAAUAUUGGAUUUCAGGAGAUUAAUAUCAAGGCUAAUAUCUUUGUGGUAUGAAAAAUGGUAAAGGUGUAUAUUUAUGGGCCAAUGGUAAUAGUUAUGAAGGAACUUAUGUAAAAGAUUAGAUUCAAGGUGUUGGAACCUACAAAUGGCCAGAUGGUCAGGAAUAUAAUGGUGAAUGGUCUGAGAAUUAAAUGCAGGGUAAAGGCACAUUUAAAUGGGCUAACGGAAAUAAAUAUGUUGGAGAGUAUAAGGAGGAUAAGAAAGAUGGAUAAGGCAUGUUUUACUUCUCAGAUGGUAGAACAUUCAAAGGAACUUGGGUACAAGGAAAACAACAUGGAAUUGGCAUACUUACAGAAUUGGAUGGAAAAGAAGCUAUUGGAAUUUGGGAUAAAGGAAAAUUAGUUUCAAAAGAAUGA
Messenger RNA from Paramecium tetraurelia, 1158 nucleotides. RefSeq lists its product as uncharacterized. The record is from RefSeq and is a predicted model, not a curated record. The transcript has 3 exons. Gene Ontology annotation, cellular component: cytosol. NCBI's taxonomy places the organism in Eukaryota, Ciliophora, Oligohymenophorea, Peniculida, Parameciidae.